Molecule: messenger RNA, 1356 nt
Organism: Brettanomyces bruxellensis
Lineage: Eukaryota; Fungi; Ascomycota; Pichiomycetes; Pichiales; Pichiaceae
Exons: 1
Coding region: 1-1356 (451 amino acids)
Biological process (GO): peroxisome inheritance
Cellular component (GO): extrinsic component of intraperoxisomal membrane
Source: RefSeq, a predicted model, not a curated record
AUGGCCAGACAAAUUCACAAGGAAACUAGGGUGGUAUCUGAGCCGGUCUCAUUUCCCAGUAUUCCAAAAUUGCAUAGCGUAAGCCGAAAUGCAAACGCAAGAAGAUGCGUUUCCUCAGAUGAGUUUAUAUCACAGUUUAGCAGAGGUAAUAUUAGUGACGAAAAUAGUUGCAAUGAGAUGUGGCAUUCUACAACUUCUAGCAAGCGUAGAAGUCGAAUACGACGAUUUUUCACGAAGCUGAGUGCGAACGGAGAGGGGAAAUCUUCCCGAACUAAAGAAAAAGAGAGAGUUGUUCUUUUCAGCUGUAAGAAAGCGAGAAUUACAGCAUACAAUAUUGAUGGGUGUAAUUCGCAUAUUAAAAGCACGCAAGGCUCGUUGCUUGCCCAGGGAGAAUUUCAGAUAUACGAAUUGGGAGCCAAUCGGACAACAUACUUCAUUUGUGGGCAAGUUGUCCAUCCAGUAAUGAAGUGCCUGAAAAUCUUUAGAGCUGGACCAAAGACUUUUGUGCUGCCGUUAUAUAAUCCGGAAAGAUACUGGAAAAUUGACUUAGAAACUGCUAACUCUAACGAAUUGGCUAUUCUUGAAUGUGUUCUUAGAUGUGUUUGUGAGUACAAGGAUUUAUCCGUUAGUGGCUUUGAUGAUGCUAGUGAUGGUCCGAAAGAUUAUGACUCCAGUUUGGACUCCGAUAAUGCAACGGUCGUUUUAAAUAAGCUUGAUCUUGAUAGUGAUAAAUCUUUGGGCAAUAGUGAGGUUCAGAACUCUGUGGAGUCUGAUUUGGUUGCUUCUGAAGGUGACUACCUGUCUACGAUGAACGAGAAUGAAAGUAUUACAAGAGACACUUCUGCCUCUAUAAUUGUCUCAUCAUCACCUAUUAAUGCAAAAAAGCACGUUGUCUUUCAGCCAAUUCCAUUAAGGCCCAGCUCGGGGGCAUCUAUGGACUCCGUUCUCUCUAAAUUCGAAAGAAUUGAUAUAUGCGCUCCAAAUAGUCAUACUUACCACGAUGAUCAAGUUUUCCAUGACCUAAGAAAGGUUUCCCAUGAUGAUUUAAGAACAGUGGAUUCACCAGAGACAUGUUCGUGGAUGGAUCCGCAAAAUUGCAAGUCUGAGGGCAGAAAUAUCAAUAAGCGGUAUUCGUUGACCUUCAAGAGCAUAAGGCCAAAAUCUGUGUCGAUAACGUUGCCGUUAACAAUCGGGGAGUUGGAGAAGUCCAAAGGCUCUUCCAAUUGUAGGAAGCUAGUAGGAGCGGACAUAGUGAAAAAUUCGCUCAUUGUCGGCAAGUUGAAAGAGGAAAGCCAAAGAAAUGAGCAAGAUCAUAAAGGAAAAAUCAACAGCUGGAGCAGGUUCUUCGGCUGGUAG